AUGACAACAAGGACAGCUACUACGAGCGUAUCCGAGCUUCUCCCAGUCAAUGCCGUUAGUAUUGCGAGGAGGAUGAUCAGUGCACAGGCUAUGAGACAGAGAAUGCACGAUCUUACGUGCUAUGUAAAAGAAACAUACUACCUGGAAAUUCCACACUAUGUCGAGUACGAAUAUGAUGUAGACGAGCACCGUGCCUGUCGCGGAACCAAGGGGAAACAUGACAAUGACGAAGACUACUACAAGCUAGUUAAACUUUCCGGGUCUGAUUGCCGGAAAGAGUGUGGUCUCAAUCCAUGGUGCACGGGAUACGAGGCUGGCACGAACAAUCGGUGCGAGUUGUGGUCGCAAUUUAUCGGGGACAACCUUCCUAAAAAUUCGGGGUUAACAUGCUACACCAAGCAAAAGUACUUCGAUUAA
Molecule: messenger RNA, 417 nt
Organism: Sphaeroforma arctica JP610
Lineage: Eukaryota; Ichthyosporea; Ichthyophonida
Exons: 2
Coding region: 1-417 (138 amino acids)
Source: RefSeq, a predicted model, not a curated record